AGGAAAACGAAAGUAAAAGGAAUCAGAAAUUAGGGGUGUGAGAGCUUGUUUUAGGGUUUAGUAACAGAGAGAGAGAGAUGGCCAAGUUCAAUGUGAUCCAGAAGAAGAAGAGAGCUCAAACUGCAGAGAGGAAGAGAGUGAUUCAUGGAGAUCCAUCUAGUCGGAAGCUGAAGGUGAAACCUCAGAACCAAAGUGUCUCCGGCAAGCGCAAACGCAAGCUCUUGAAAAAAUGGCGCCGAGACCAGAAGGAAGCCGCCGAAAAAGGCCUUUUGACUAUGCAAGAUGUUGAAAUGGCUGCUGCUGAUGGAGAAGAAUCAUCGAAAAGUGGUGAUAAAAGUUCAACCAAGUUUCCGAUGAAGAGGGCUUUGAAACUUAAACAACAGCUCAAGCACAAAGGCAAAGGUAAGAACAACAAGAAAUCAGGGAAAGCAGCUUCUGAAGCUCCUCAAGCAUCAGCAGAUGCCAUGGUUGAAUAGUUGAUCAAAAUUCCCAUUACAGUUUAACUUCUUUAUGUAAAAUCAUUCUCCCUUUACUGGAAUUUUUUUUUGUGAGGAAGUUAAUGAAAAAUCAAGUCAGUAUAAUUUUUCAGUGA
This is a messenger RNA of Cannabis sativa, 592 nucleotides long. RefSeq lists its product as uncharacterized. The coding region runs from base 78 to 476 and encodes 132 amino acids. The transcript has 3 exons. Lineage: Eukaryota; Viridiplantae; Streptophyta; Magnoliopsida; Rosales; Cannabaceae. The record is from RefSeq and is a predicted model, not a curated record.